Messenger RNA from Amyelois transitella, 3345 nucleotides. RefSeq lists its product as uncharacterized. The transcript is spliced from 7 exons. NCBI's taxonomy places the organism in Eukaryota, Metazoa, Arthropoda, Insecta, Lepidoptera, Pyralidae. The coding region runs from base 57 to 1160 and encodes 367 amino acids. The record is from RefSeq and is a predicted model, not a curated record.
AUAACAGUGUUGCCAUGCCGGCUGCCAGUUGAUAGCGCCGCCUAGCAACCAGGAAGAUGGUCGCCAGUGGAAGAUGUCGGGUGCUCUCCAUUAUUUUUAGCACAUUGCUUUUGGGGAGAGCCAUAGCAGUUCGAGGACACACUGAGGUGAAAGUGGAACUGCAGAUGGAGCGCUGGGCGGCUCGCGGGGGCUCCGUACGGCUGCGAUGUGUCCACGACGUGCCCCCCCACCUCCUGGACAAGGUGGUGUUCCUGCGCCAAGGCACCAAGAUCUUCCAGUACAUCAGAGAUAGAAAACCGCCCUAUAGAAACUUCACGACGCCUGGUGCUGUACUUAAUAUCGCCUUAGCAACGGAAAACUCGAUCAUCCUUCAAAACCUGGACUUCGCAGCCAGCGGCAGCUACUCCUGCGAGGUGUCCCUGGACACACCCAUCUACACUAAAGCAUCUAUUGAGAAACAACUUACUGUAUUUCAUCCUCAGAAGCAUCACCCCCGCAUCGACUUUCCCACGCGGUACCUAAGUUUCGGAGAUACGCUCCGUGCGAACUGCACCACCGCGCCUGCGCUGCCAGCCCCGCAUAUCACUUGGUUUAUUAAUGGCAGGAAGAUGAACGAGCUUGUAGCCCAUUCGCAUAAAGUCCGCGUGCCUAGCGAACGCAGUAGGAGAAGGGGUAUUCAUCGGAUAGUGGACUAUGAGGCGGGUACCAGUGCAUCACCACUACUGGCACUCACACACGUCUCUCAUAUCGCUACUAAAGGACCUGGUUGUAGUCUCAAAGAUCAGGUAUCAGAAAUAAAGAUAUCAACGAUAAACAACCACGAAGGGGCCAACAUAAUCCACACAGUAAGCCGGCACAAAAGCAGGAAGCCCAACCGAGGACGAGACCUGUACGUGACGGUGUCGGAACUACAGCUGAUCGCCACGGGGAGACUCGAGGUGACAUGCGUCAGCACCAUACCAGAGUUCCGGAGUAUUGAGGAUAAGUUCGCGGACGUUAGAAAUGAUACAGUCAUUGUGGACGUUAUCCGUCCGUCUCCCAACCCGCUGCCCUCAGCCAACCUCACAAUGCCGGAGUCCAGUGCAUCCUUAGCAGAAACGUUUAAAAACACCCAUGUACUUAUAUUUACUCUCAUGUUUACCUUGCUCAACGUGGCUUGAGUAGGAAUAGUUUCAAUUUUGUAAGCUGUGAUAAAUAAAUUCACCACGGUGAAUGAUAAGAUGCCUAUGCUUAGAAGAAUGGCGUAAUAAAAUCGUGCAUCGGAAAUUUUAUGAUCUCAAUAGAAGAGCUCAAAAUCUAUUUAAUUAUAAAAUGUCAUAAUGUGUGCAACAAACAUUUCAAAGCCUAAGUAGUCUUGCCACUUGCUCCCCGUUUAUUUUUUCGGGAUGUAAGCAUAUCUAAGAAAUAAUACCUGUGUUUGCGUAAUUUUAAGAUUAUUUGAUAACAAAGCGUGAAGAUGAAGAAUAAAUAUACCUACCUACAAACUUGCUAUUGCGAAGCUAGUUAGAUAGCUCCGCCGGCGUACACACAAAGUGUUAUUGUUCCUGAUCACGCGGAUAUUAAGUUUUAUUAAAUGUAAGUAAAUAAAACGAGAAGGCGAACUUAAGAUGUUAUCUAAUGCUUAACUUACCUAAUCGCCAUUGUUGUGCCUAGAUCUAUGUAUGUAAUUAUUCGCCAAAGUAACGAAACAUAUCAUUGCUCCAUUGGAGGCCCUUAUAUACUUUAAGAAAAUUAUUAAAUAAGUUAGAUUAAAAAUAUACUUUAAAAAUUGGAUGAAAUAAUAACAGGUCAAGUUAUUCCAUUAUUUCGAUUAAAUUAAACUUUUUAAAAUACCUUAUGUAAUGAAUUGAAUACAAUAUUUUGACCACCGUCCCAUUGCUGCACGUAGGUAACAAUCCGUUUUCUAUAAGACGUAUUUAAAUUUAUUUUAUUAAAACAAUAGUCUGAGAGCGCAGGUAAAAAAUAAAUAAGUACAUUUUUUUUACUAAUACCGUAAGUAUAAAAAUCAAAUUUUUAAUUUAUUAUCAAAAAAUUAUACCUAUUACACACCAGCAAAGCGUUUACAGAAGGCAUACUUACCUGAGAAAACCUUUAUGAGUCAUCGCAUAAUUUUUGGGCGGCAAUUAGAUGUAGAAACGCAAAUCUCAAUAACAUGAUCGUAAUGAUAAUCUUAUUAAAGUUUUGCAUGAACUGCCUACUUUACUAACUAAAAUCCACAUGCCUAAAAACUAAGCAGUUUUCCGACCUUACUUUAAUGUAAGGAAGGUAAUUUACAUUCACAACAGUCAACUCUCAUUAAUUAUACUUGGGAUCAAUGUUAUAUUUGAAAUAAUGUUAAGAUAAACCUAGUACUUCAUGUGUAUUAAUUAUUGCUAUUUCAACAUAAAAGUGUCACUACCGAUGCAACUUCCAAAACAUUAUGUGCCUCAGAUAAAUAGGUACCUAUGCAGACCCUACUUCUUGUGUUAAAUUUAAGAAUUACAUAAUUAACUAAGACAGAUUCUCAAUUAAAACGUAAAUAUUACACGUUUUAAUUGAGAAUCUGUCUUAGUCAUUUUCGCGCCAAUCAAUAUAGAUAGGUAAUAGAGUGACAAGAGAUGACAAAGAGUUACUUAGUUUACUACUUAGCUACUUUUAUUUAAUUACUUACAAUCUCUAUGGAUAUGUACCUAUAGCGGUCAAAGAAGGAAUAAAUCCAAAAGGGAGACCGUAUUAAAAGCCCACUAAAAUCUUACUGUUUUUUCAGGACAUAAAGUAUAAAGAAAACUUUUUCUUGCAGCAGCAUUUCUUAAAGACUAUCUAAGUAUAGUUAGUAAUAUGCCUGUAUCGUAGACAUUUCAAUCAAAUGUACCUUUUAAUUCAUUCAAAGAAUGUUCAUAGUGAGUCGAUUCUUGGAAUUUGUUAAAUACUGUAGUGAAAAAUCUCUUCUCAAUCGGUCAGUUAGGAUAAGGUAAGUACUUAUAUGUUUUUAAACAAAAUUAAGUUGUUCAUUAGUUAGAAAUGUAAGUGAAAUCCAAUUAUCAAUCAUUUAGGUAUUAUUGGGUACCGUACCUAGUACUUACUUGUAAAUAAUGUAAAGGUCAACUACACAUUAAUUGUAAAAUUAUUUUACAACUUCCAAUGUUACUGUAUGUAAUUAAGUAGUUUAAGAAAUUCUUCACUAUUGGAAAACUAUUUACAACUUUUUAAUUUACUUACCUAUGUUAAUAAUAAUACCUAUUUUAUCUUAUUAAUAAAAUUGUGUAAUUUAUUUUUAUUUUACAUAUGGAAGGGGCUAUGAUUGGUUCAUAUUUCAAAACUUUGGUUCUCUUCAAUUUGAAAACAAAAUAUUACUUAAUAAAUAUU